CACCCACCAACCCUCCCUUUCGUUCGGUGCUUUUAUUUUAUUUUAUUUUUAUUUUUAUUCUUCUUUUUUUUUGCGGGGGACGGCCCUGCGCCCCCUCCCACCCCCCGCAGCCCGGCUCCCGAGGGGGACGCAGGGCCGGGGCGAGCAGGUAGAGGAGCCGGCGGCGGGCGGGCGGCUGUGGCGGUGGAGGGGCGAGGCUGGAGGGGAGCGGGGCCCGGCCGGCUCCGGGGCGUGCCGCCGCCCUCCCGAGUGACAGCCCGGGGCUGGCGCCCGGGGAUGUGGCCUUGGCUUGUGCCAAGCAGCUGACGCCGCGGCGGCCGGGGGAGGCCUCGUGCGCCCAGGGCGUGCGCGCAGGAGGGAGGACGGCGCGGGGAGGACGGCAGCCAGCAGAGCGGCUCCGCGUACUUCUUCUUCUUUUUAAUUUAAUUUUUCCCUCCUUCCUUCUUUUCUUUUUAAAUCAUCUCUGUAACGGAAUCAUGGCAAGCCCAGGCCGGCCGCCGCCGCCACCGACGUGCCUCUUCUCUCUCUCCCCCGUGCGCGCACCCACUGCAGUUGCAGCGUCCGGCGGUGGCGCUGGGCUUCCUGCCCCCGCCUCCCUGCCCGCCCCGCGCCCCGGCCCCCGUGGAAGCACCUCGCCCAGCCGAGCAGCCCUGGGCACCGCCAGCUCCCACUCGCCCAGCUCCCAGCCUGCGACAGGACGCUGCAGCCGCGCCGGGGCCGCGGGAGUGUCUCCCACGGAAAGGACAAAGACUGCUGCUGAUGGCCACUCCAGCCGUCUGAAGUUGAAACAAAGAAAGCACCUGAAGCCACCUCUCCUGCCACGCCACCCGCCCAAGUGGUGCCAUUUCAGCCCAUAGAUUCUCAGAACAAGAAGCAGAAACAACCUUGGCUGGCAGCUGAAUAUAGAUGAACUGAGGACCUUCCCUUCCUCCUGUGAUUUCCUCUGUCUGUAUUUCAAUUUGUGUGACAGUCCUUUUCUUUUUUUCUUAGUGUGAGUACACAUUAUUAAUGUGCUGAAAUUCAGAUUUAAAGUGGCACAAGUAGGGGCUGAAGCAAUAGCACAGCGGGUAAGGCGUUUGCCUUGCACGUGGCCGACCCGGGUUGAUUCCCAGAAUCCCAUAUGGUCCCCUGAGCACCGACAGGGGUGAUUCCUGAGUGCAGAGCCAGGACUAACCCGGUGCAUCGCCAGGUGUGACCCAAAAAGCAAAAUAUAGUGGCACAAAUAUAUGAAUGUGUUAAGGAACAAGGUUAAUGCUACAACUCAAUGGAUUAUUAUUUUUUUAUAGUUCAAUGCUGAUUUUGAUCUCCAUAGUAACUAGAGGAUAUAAGGAUUUUGAUCUCAAUAGCAACUAGAGGAUAUAAGAUAUUUUUCUGAAAUAACAAAGUAGUCAAGAACGAUUUAUUGAUAAAAUAAGGGUGGAAACUCAGUGUAGCAUAGAAACAACGACAUCAUUCUACCUGACAGCAGCCAGUCAAACAUUAAUCAUUCUUCAUGUCAACUAGGUAGGUUCUGUGAAACACGGCUCCUACAGCUAAAGAAUUUGAACCUAGCAAACGGAUGUAUAUACACUUUUGGAAAGAUAAAUAGCAGAUCAGUUCAGUCGAUAAUAGAGGCAAAACAGAACCAAAAUAUAUAAACAAGGAACUCAGAGCAAGUCACAAUAAACUGGAGAAACUUGGUUUAAGAAGGAAAGUUCCCAAAUGAAAGAAUGAGAAGUUUAAGAUUUAGAUUAGUGGAAAGGAGAGUUCUAGCAGUUUAUAGGAUACUGUGAGCAAAGACAUGAAUGAAGGAGUCUACACAGUGAGCUUAAGGGUUAUGAAUAUACAUGUCUCCCAGACAGUUAAUGCCAAGGGUAACACACACACACACACACACACGCACACACACACACACACAAAGACUUCACAUACAGCUUCCUGACUCCCACCAAGUUGCUCUCCUAUCUAUGUCUCAUUUAUGACUAUAUACAUAUAUACAUAUAUAUGUGUACAUACAUAUUUGUGUCAUUGAAGCAAAUUGAGUGACUGGUAAUAUGGAAAGCUUGUGAUAAUAAUUGGUAUCAAGUCACUUAAGUCUCACAACAACCCAGCAAUACAAAUAUUAUCUCACUUUAUAGAUGAGAACAUAAUGUUUCAUUGAGCUAAAUAAUUUGCUAAAUUGUUGUAUAUGGGGUCUACAUCAGAACUGAGAUAUCAAAACUUCGUCUGCAAAGCACUGUCACAAUUUUGCAAUCAAGGUCCCAGUAAUACCAUCCCUUCCAUAUCCUUUGGUACUUUUCUAAGGUAAAUAUCCCUUUAUCUUCCAUUAUCCACUAAUUUACUUCCAUUAUCCCUUCAAGGCUGGGGUGCUAGCACAGAGGGUAGGGUGCUUGCCAUGUAUGCGACCAACCUGAGUUCAAUCCCUGGCAUCCCAUGUGAUCCCCCAAGCUCAGCCAGGAGUGAUAGCUGAGCACAGAGCCAGGAGUAAGCCCUGAGCACAGCUGGGUGUGGCCUAACCCACACCACCACCACCUCCAAAGAAGGAAUUAUUAUCCUCUCACACUUGUCAGUUUUCUGGUUAUAUUAUACUAAAGUGAAAAAAUUAAGAAUUGGUACCACUUAUCAUGAGACCUUGGGGGAAGGGUGAAGCAGGAGGCAUUGGGCUACACCUGGGCUACACAGUGCUCAGGGUUCACUCCUGGCCCUGAGCUCAGGAACCACUCCUGUGGAGGCUUGUGGGGCCGUAUAGGUUGCCGGGGAUCAAACCUGGAUGGGUCACAUAAAAGGUACCUUACCUGCUGAACUAUCUCUCUGGCCCCCUAAUUUAGGUUUUUUAAAAAAAAUUUUCAGUCCUAAUUUUGAGAUAAAAAUUCAGGGACUGGAGCAAUAGCACAGUGGAUAGGGCAUUUACCUUGCAUGCAGCCAACCCAGAUUCGAUUCUCAGCAUCCCAUAUGGUCCCCCGAGCACCGCCAGGAGUAAUACCUGAGCAUCGCCGGGUGUGACUCAAAAAUCCUUAAAAAAAAAAUUCAAAUGUUUUGUGUGAAUUUUCAAAUUUUUGAUAAGAAAUGGAGUGGGGACUUUAAUGGUCAUCUAGGGCCCUGUCCUUUUGUAUAGCUAAGACAGAUCCAUAAUGCUUGAGUGAUUUGUCAAAAAGAUCACACAUUUGAUUGUGGCAAAACUAGGUACAGAAAGAAGAUCCUCCAGUCUAUUGUCAAAAUGCUCUUGAACUUUGACCUUACUGUCCAGAAUUUGAAUUGGAUCAAUGGCACCAUGGGACACGAUGCCUUGUAGAUCAGAUUGUUUCUUCUGCACCUUUGUGACUUCUCAACUUGGU
This is a messenger RNA of Sorex araneus (European shrew), 3314 nucleotides long. RefSeq names its product atherin-like. The transcript has 2 exons. The record is from RefSeq and is a predicted model, not a curated record. NCBI's taxonomy places the organism in Eukaryota, Metazoa, Chordata, Mammalia, Eulipotyphla, Soricidae. The coding region runs from base 477 to 857 and encodes 126 amino acids.